Molecule: messenger RNA, 1308 nt
Organism: Tribolium castaneum (red flour beetle)
Lineage: Eukaryota; Metazoa; Arthropoda; Insecta; Coleoptera; Tenebrionidae
Gene: Apt1
Product: Acyl-protein thioesterase 1
Exons: 5
Coding region: 201-857 (218 amino acids)
Biological process (GO): protein depalmitoylation
Cellular component (GO): cytoplasm
Molecular function (GO): palmitoyl-(protein) hydrolase activity; carboxylic ester hydrolase activity
Source: RefSeq, a predicted model, not a curated record
CGAACCUCUUUAUCUCUUCUCUCUCUCUAUUAACGUCAACCUCAACUGCCAAUAAGCAAUAAAAUUCUGUCAUUGUGCCAGUACUUGUACGAUUUCCGAUUCGUUCUCUAAACUCUGAGAAGUCACUCAUUUUCAGCAAAAUUUCCAGUAUUCCCACUUAGACACCUCAUUUCUCACCGACCAAAUCAAAAAAUUAAGAAAUGGCAGCCCCAAUUGUUAUUGCCGCAACCGCUAAACACACAGCCACGUUAAUUUUUUUACACGGUUUGGGGGACACAGGCCAAGGGUGGGCCAGCGCCAUGGCUGCCCUCAGACCACCCCAUGUGAAGGUGAUCUGCCCCACGGCCCCCACCAUGCCGGUGACUCUGAACGCGGGCUUCCGGAUGCCCAGCUGGUUCGAUUUGCGGACGCUUGAUGCCUCAGGCCCUGAAGACGAAGAAGGGAUUAAACAGGCCGCUAAACAGGUGCACUCAAUGAUAGAUAAUGAAAUUAAGGACGGUAUUCCGGCUGAACGAAUAGUUGUGGGGGGUUUCUCGCAAGGGGGCGCUCUCGCGCUGUAUUCGGCGCUUGUGUACCCCCAGCAAUUGGCCGGGGUUGUGUCUCUAUCGGGGUGGUUGCCCUUGCAUAAGAGCUUUCCCGGUUCCAUGAAAACUUCAAAAGAUUUACCGAUUUUGCAGUGCCAUGGAGAUUGCGACCCCGUGGUGCCCUUCAAGUGGGGCCAAAUGACCGCGUCUGUCCUUAAAACCUUACUUAAAGAACCCGAAUUUAAGUCCUACCGGGGACUUAUGCACACGUCUUCAGAUGAAGAGCUGCGUGAUAUAAAAGACUUUAUUGACAAGCAACUUCCUCCACAUUAACUUAAUUUUCAAUUUUAUUUGCUGUAUAUAAUUUGUCCAUCUGAUGGAACAUUCCUGUUAAUGAUCAAAAACAGUUCUGUUGUAAAUAAAAAAAAUCAGUGUUUAGUGUAUUAGUUGGAAAUUCUUAGGACUGUUGCAUCAAAUUCUAGGCAAUUGCACUUUGUUAGAUUUUGUACUCCAAAUCUAGAACUUCCACAUUGUUCGCAUUUUAACUGUUGCGACUGUUUAAAGUAGUGGAUCGCUUAACAGUUCUUGAAUAGUUGUAAGGGAUAUUUUGUAACUUUCUAAUCAUCAUGGAGUACAAAAUGAGAACUCGGAACCUCCUCUAGAUUCUGUUUAUGGAAAUAUGCAUCUUUUACGUGAAAUAAUUAAUAUUGUGUAUAACGUAAGUACAUUACAAAAAAUUGUAUACCAAACAUCCAGACUUCACAUAAUACAAUAUUGAGAAGUA